AUGCCCGGAAUCCCAAACAUCCUUCUCAAGCUUAAGAGAUGUGCCGAGCUUUCAAAAGAGAUAGAAACACAAGCAAAUGCAUUGGGAUCGUUGUUGGAAAGGCUCCAACUGAGCGCCGUCGAUGGAUUUAAGCCCUAUAUCAAUCCAAAGAGGAACAUCACCAAGCUUCUGGAAUUCUACAAUUCCUUUAUAUCGACAAAGGAGACGGUGGAGGACGAGAAGUCCAAGCUGAGUGAAGUGUUUGGAGAGUCCGAAAAGAGAUUUCUUCCCCGGGACCUGAAGAUGCUCAAGGAGAAGAGGGCGAUGGAGUCUACCCAAACACUCAUUGAAAUGGGGAAUGUUCUUAAGGAGUACAAGGGCAUCAGGAUGGUGAUCACGGAGAUCAACAGCCUAAACGAGUUUGUUGGAAAGGCUGUGGACGGAAUCGAGGAGUCCUUCUUCGUCUCUCUGAGAAGAGUCCCCGAGCACAGUCCUGAGGUUCGGGAGUUUGCAUCCUUCCUCCUUUCAAACACCAACAAGAGGAAGUUUAUUGGCAGGUAUACAGAUGUAGUCUACUCUACCCUGGGAUUUGACGACAUAGGCAUGAAUACCAAGCGGUUGUUGGAAAGAACCACCAAUCUGGACACAUUUCUCCUGGACGUGAUUGAAAUGAACAACACCGUGCUUGGAGAGGAGAAUGCUGAGGUCACAAACAUUGGGCUGCUAAAGAUGUUUGUGAUUGGACUUAAAAGGGCAAUAGCAGACAAUCUUAUGAAGAUGGAGAAGGAGGAGGACAUCGAUAAUGUUCAGCCUUUAGUUAUGUUGAGCGAUCAGCUUAACUAUUCCGGCGACAGAAGGAUUAGAGUGAUAGAAGAGCUUUUCGUGUUCAAGGACAGCAUACACAAGAUUAUAUGCAACAGCAUCUUCAGGUACUUCGAAGAGCUCGAUAUGAUAAUGGAACCAGACAGGCACCGCAAUGCUGAGGCCUUAUGCCUGAAGAUGGUGGGCGCAUUGAAUGCCUUCUACGAUCACAGAGGCGUUUCCGAGGCGUUUGUAUCGGAAUACGGAAAGGACUUCUCACUAGAGACGCCUCAGGACAUUUUCGAGAAGUUCAGCUUGAAGACCAUUGAGAAGAUAUUGUUUCUGGCAGAGACUCUGAAGGGGAUUUCGAAAUCUGUGUACAUCAUAAACAACGUUAGCAUAUUCCAGAACUACCUGAAGAGCAUCGAGGGGAUCCCCAUUGAGAAAAUGAUCGAGAUAAACCUCGAGGACAUCCUGGGCGUGUGGAGGAAGGAGAUAUCGAGGAGAAAGGAGGAGGACAUUACCCUCUUUCUUGACAAGAACAUUGAAAGUCAAAGCAGAUACCACCUUCCCAAGGAACUUGGAGAAAGGCUGGCUGUUUCUAUUAGGAAGCUUGCUGAAGAUGCGCUAAGAGAAAGAAGAUAUGUUGGAAACAUCGAAAGCUUGAAGAGCAGCAUUUCAAAGCUGUACCAAAGUCCCAAAUAA
Encephalitozoon cuniculi GB-M1 is the source of this 1485-nucleotide messenger RNA. RefSeq lists its product as uncharacterized. The coding region runs from base 1 to 1485 and encodes 494 amino acids. The record is from RefSeq and is marked provisional. The transcript has a single exon. NCBI's taxonomy places the organism in Eukaryota, Fungi, Microsporidia, Unikaryonidae.